Messenger RNA from Saccoglossus kowalevskii, 879 nucleotides. RefSeq lists its product as uncharacterized. Gene Ontology annotation, cellular component: cytoplasm. Gene Ontology annotation, molecular function: metal ion binding; ubiquitin-protein transferase activity. Gene Ontology annotation, biological process: protein ubiquitination. The record is from RefSeq and is a predicted model, not a curated record. Lineage: Eukaryota; Metazoa; Hemichordata; Enteropneusta; Harrimaniidae.
AUGCCUCGGUUAGACAAAGACAAUGAGCGUGCUAUUAGGCAGUUGGAAUCAUACAAUGCAGAUAGAAAUUUUGAGGAAUUUCCCCGGUACCCAACACUCGGUGCCAGAGUGUCACGUGGUGUCGAUUGGAAAUGGGACAUGCAGGAUGGAGGAGCACAUGGUACUGUUGUCAAACACUUACAGGGAGGUGUUAUUGUUGUGUACUGGGACUAUGGAUAUAUGAAUAGCUACAGAUUCGGCGCAGAAGACGCAUUUGAUCUCAAGGCUGUAGAUGAGAAUCCAGAAGGAGCCAGAUUUAUAAUGCCCGGUGAACACAUUAAGAUCGGAAUCAGAGUUCAGAGAGGAGAUGAUUGGGAGUAUGGUCUCGAAGACGGUGGUGUGGGAAGUAUUGGUGCGGUCUAUUACAUCAAACACGAGGCAUACUUCAAUGUUAGGGUACGUUGGUCCAAUGGCCAACGCGGAGUCUAUCGGUACAGCAGUGGUAAAUAUGACUUAAAGAUUCUCAUUCCGGGUGUACCCAUGCAGACCACGCCAACGAAAUUCGUAGAGUACACAACCCGAAUAAACAAAGACAUUGAACGAACACGUACUCCGAAGUCACCAUUAGAAUUAAAAAGACUAGGUCCUCGUCAAACGAACUUCGUGCAAAUGGGAGUCAAACCCAAGAUCACCCCGAUAGCAGGUCCUCCACCCAGUAUGGCAAUGAAAAUACCUGGGUAUAGUAUGGUGCAAGAUUUGUCGAUAUCAACGGAGAAUCAGCAGCUUACAACAACCGACACGACUAAUUCCAAGAAUACAGGCGACAAAUCGAUUGACUCGGAGAAACAGGACUCGAUGAAGAAAGCAACACAUCAGAGUCACGUCUGUGUAAUACUAUGA